Messenger RNA from Anas platyrhynchos (mallard), 5884 nucleotides. RefSeq lists its product as uncharacterized. The record is from RefSeq and is a predicted model, not a curated record. NCBI's taxonomy places the organism in Eukaryota, Metazoa, Chordata, Aves, Anseriformes, Anatidae.
GCCACUUCUGCAGCUGCUUUGAUUCACAGAGAUUUGUUGUGGCAAUGGCCUGCCUAAAGGUUUGGCAUGCUGCUGUAGGAAAUGCUGCAUCUACAAGCAGGCACCAGAAGUUGGCCACUCUGACCUAGGAGCAGAUUGAGGAGAAGGUUGUCUGUUCUCCUGUGAAAUAAAGCAGCACCUUCCAAGCAAUCUUUUGCAGAUUUUCAGGGCUCAGCUGCAGCAAAGUCACAUAUGGGAAGAAUAAGAGAAAAUAGCAUGCCUACAGUCUGAGCAGGGCAUAUGUCUUUACAAGCUGAACUGCACGGCCGUGUCACCUUCUCCUACCAGCUACAUGUAACAGCAGCCUCCCCACAUUCUCUCUGGGCUCCCACCACCACCUCAUGCCUGAAGCAUUCCUCUCUUGGAGGCAGGCCAGAGAAGCUUGAAAAACUGAGCCCUGCCUGCUUCUAGUGGUUUGUGCAGAGGCUGGUACCCAUCACUGAAGAGCUCUUGUGGGCAAGCUGCCAUAUUCGUGGCUUCUUGCAAGACCCUCCUGCCUGGUAAUCACCUAUCCACACUUUAAGAUUUCCUCUGGUAUAUUAUUCCUGUGGUGCGGUGGUGGAAUCAAUGGAAAGAGGCCUGAUUUUGUCUCCAGGUUUUCCAAACAACUACUACCCAGGGACGCACUGUGUUUGGCAAUUUUUCAUUCCCAUGAGAACCCAUCUCAUCUUGGAAAUUUUUGACUUUGACAUUUUUGAAAGCUCUAGCGAAACUCCGCCCCCCUGGGAUGGUUUUUCAGCCCCUGCUGUAACGGAAAGUAAGGACACAUCCCCUCCUCAGGAAAACCCGGACUUCACUCUCCAUACCACUGAAUCCUCUCUCCAGACAUGGAUGUCGAAAGUGGCUCAGAAUCUGAGCAGCACAGGAGAUCAGUCAAAAGAACUUUCUGGUCACCUGGAACAAUUUCCAGGAGCUGCCUCAAAGAAAGAUGAAGCCAAACAAGCAUCUGAAGAAAACCAGUCUAAACAGAUGAAGAAACCCAAAGCGAUCACCAAGACCCAAACAGAAGAACUGCCAUUCUCUGUGGCGAGUGGUGCCACGAUGCAGAGACAAAAUACCAGUGACCGAGAAACAGAGGAAGAUUUGAAAGGCAAAACUUUGCUUGCCCGCCUAGCUGCUAGUGAGAGAGAUGAAGUUUUGGGAGAGAGCUGGACUCUCCCCACAACGGUACUGCCAGUGGAAAUCUCUUCCAGCCCACAGUCAGCAGUGGAUGUCUGUCCCCACGAUGUAUUGUAUGUCUCUGAUCUCAUCACAUUUUCCUCUCGCUUCUGUGGACCAAAUUCACCUUUAAACAAAACCAUGGUCUUUGGUUCAUCUCUGGAAAUGGUUGAGGUUAUCAUGGAGCUAAUUACCACCACUGACCGGGGCCGAGGCUUUGCAAUGCUCUUUGAAUACAAGAACAUCACUGAACCCAACACUGUAGACGCUGUGAGGCAAGAAAGAAACGAAAACAUGAUGAUGAUGGCAGUUUUAACAGGGACUGUCUUCUUUGCACUGGCUUUGCUCUCUGCCCUCUGCAUAGCUUGCAGGCAGAGAACGUGCCCCAAAAGGAGCUCAUCCAACGCAUGCAGUGACCAGGAGAAUGGGAUCCAGAACUCCGCCGUUGAUAUCAAUGAGCUCCAGCUUGUGGUGCCAAGUCGGGAGAAUGAAAACAACAACCACUCUGUCAGCCGGGAGCAGGCGGUCACUUCCUGUGAAGGCAGCAUAGAACGGUCUCCUCAGGAUACUGACCCAGAUGUGCCCUCUUCCACCUCCGCAGUGACUACUGAGACAGGAAGCGAUGAAGUGUUUAUUAUUUCUGCUGGACCUGGAGCCAGUGGGCUGAGCUUUACCACCUACAGAAUACAGGACAAAAACCUAAAAAGAAGUGUCACAAGCCCAGCCUCUGUAUCUGACUGGCUGACUUCUAAUCCAAUGGCUACAGGAGCAGACACGGUUGAGAAGGGAAACAUUCAGAUGGAAAAUCAUUACCCCAGACAACGCACGUGGAGUGCCCGCACUUUCCAUGAUUUCCUGGCUCCAUUACCACAGUUACAGAAAAAAUGGUGUAGCUGGACCACCAAUAGUCCCUUCACAAAGCUGGUUGACAACAGUGCUUUUCCUACAGCUGCAAGAACCCAAGGUGUUCCGACCAGAAAGGUGAUUUCUGCCACUGAGAUAGAAGGAGCUUCAGAGACAGUUUACUCUGAUUCAUCUGCCAGCAAUGCCUCAUACCCCCUCACUCUGUCUGCACAAAGGCAGCGGAAGCUAAGCUCCUGCAACUUGAAGAAAUCCAGGUUUGGGAACCCUUACUUUGGAUUUUUAGCUGGUUCCCCUGACAGCAAACGUGUGAGGUCCUUGGAUCCCUCAAGACAUCUAGGGGCAGUAUCGCCAGUUAACAGCCAAAGCCCCCCAAAUACUCUAGAGAGCUCCAACGCCCUGAAAAUCAACUUGGUCAAUGGUUCAAAAACAAAAGAGCUUGUGAUAGAAACAGAUAAAAACAAACCAGUUUUUGUUAUUUCUGAAGAAGGAGAUGAUCAGCAGCCUCUGGUCUUAGCAGAACAUCUUAACCAAUGCGGAGAUCAUCUCUCUGAGCAAAAUGCUGUGUAUGCACCAGCUGUGCCAGACAAACAGCCCGUGGUUCUGACUGCUGAGGGCAACAGUUCUGCCACGUUCAUGUCAAAUCUUCCAUUUUGGGCAAAGUCUCCCGGUUUAUACAAAGGUCAGGUGAAGGCCCCUAACUCUUCCAGGGACCAGCAGAGCUUGUCAGCAGUAGAUGCUAAUACUAGUGCGACCUCACAGAACUUUGAUACCCUAGCUGCUCCUCCAGUAUGUGAAGCCUCAGUCCAAUGAUGCUCUCAGAAAGACUGAACCAUCAGUUCACAAAAACAGAGGCAGCAGGCACAUGAUCUGAAUGGAAGUGGUGCCAAGCAUGGCAGCCAUACGUGGACACGACUUUUGUAAGAGUAGUCUCUGCUUCCCACCCGUUGGCUUUGGGAUUAUGGCUAUAUGUACCACACCACAGCACAAAUGCCAUCUUCCCUUUUGCUCAUUAACAAACGUAUUUUUCUGCAUGGAAUUUUGAUGUGUUUUAUUCAAGGAAGUAUUCUCUGAAAAGGUAUUUCACACUGCAGAAAAUCUUUUCUGGAAUGAGACAUGAAAGUCAUCUGAGACAGUUACAUCAUGGUUUAUAUCUAAAAUGUAAAUCAGUCCUCUGUCACUGUGGUACCACUUGAGUCUUUCUGUUAGAAGCUAUGAGUUAAAUUCUGCUCGUAGGUAUGCCCGUACAAUUCAAGCCUUGCCAAGCCAAGGGUAAGAAUUCAAUCAUGCAUGUCUGCAUACUGUUUUGUAAACAAUUUUAAACAUUUCAUAACUUCUGCACUCUAGCUCUAAGUUUACCAAGCAUUAGCAUUUCUAAUAUUAAAGACCAUGAGUAUCUCAUAUCCUAACUCUUUAGAGUGCAGACAAGCUACGAAAGUCUGACUAGCUUUAUUUUUGUUAGAUCUACAUAGGCUUAAACACUUCAGUCCACUAUGUUUUAAGGUGACUCCUCGUGGCAACAGGAGCAUGUGUACAAAAACACUGAAAUACUCGCUUGGAAUAGCCUUCAGUACCCAACACUUGGAUAUUUGCAGCUGCUCUGAUCCUAUAUCCACCAGCUAUUUAUUACUGGUAACGCACAUUGACUAGAGAAACUAUUUCCCUUCCUUUAGCAGGCAAGACUUAAAAGACAAAAUUAAGUGUGGCAAACUUUGAGUGCUCAUUUUCUUUAAAAAUGAACUAGUAAGUAGCUGUGCCCCCCAAUCACAAAUUCAGAGCAUUCAGUAGAGCACUGAACCAAAGGGAAGCCUGCUUGUCCUAUUACCUUUAAUAACCCAAUCGUUAUUUUAAUGCCUCCUGGUGAUAUUUCUGUCUUUUCAAGAAAAUCCUGAACAUUCAACUCUCAACUUAGAAUUAUCUUUCUUUCUUAAAUGAAAGAAACCUCUACAAAGCUGUAUUUUGCAACUUAAAUUAUUUUUACUUUCUUAAAUAAAUAAAUAAAAAUCCCUAUAAAGGGGAUUCCUGUAUUUUGCAGCUGACGCAGGACACUGUUUUAAGGCAACAGUAAGUCAUAAAACAGGUGCCAGAAUGAAAUCUCCCAUACAAGUCUUCUCCUAUAUUAGCUACACUGUGCAUCGAGUUAUCUUAAUCCUUCUAUGUGAAGGCAUUUAAGUUUGAUUCCUGGGAUAUUUAACUGAAUUAUUUAUGAUUUCACCUGCUAUUACAGCUUCCAUUUGCCACCUGUUAAUGUCUGAGAUAUGCAACACAAGAUUGUAGGUUUUGCCUAAUAUUUUGUGUACAUGUCUGUGUAGACAUAAAAGGCUUGCAUCUUGUAGCAGUGGAAGCAAAAACCAUAUAUGCCCUUCAGCAGUUGACUCAAAAAUGAACAGCAGACAGAUGUCAGCAUUUAUUAUUACCAGACUGUGUUGAGUAGUUUUGAAGCACAAGAGUCUGGCUCCAAGUUUUGUUUUUGUUUUGUUGUUUUUUUUUCUUCUAAAUUAAUGUUACAUGAAUCAAAGGGAAGAGUUAAUAUAUUUAUGACAAGAAAAUAUUUAAACAUCUACAGUACUCUAAUAACUUCCACAAUGUUAAAUUCAUACACAUUGUAAAUCAGAGCCAAUGCUACAUUUCUUAUUAUAUUUCUGGAGAUUGAAUUACUAAAAUCUACUUUGGAAAAGUAUUUGUGUUCAGUUACUGACAGCACCUACAUGUGAAGGGCUGGGAAAAGUGACUUUUUCAAUAAAAGAGUGUUUAACUAUUCAUUUCUGCAAUGUAAUGACACAGUUUAUUUUGCUGAAAUACUAAGUUGUAUAUGCCUUGCCCCAGAGUACCAGGCCAUCUCAUGAUGUACACCAAUACAGCAGCCCAACUGCAGCAGUUGCUGCAAUGAAAUGAGCACAAAAACCGCUGCAUCCCUCAGUCCAACACUAAAGGUUUAGAUCCUGGUUCCUCCUCAGUAACUCAGGUAGGUAACAAGGGGUUGUUUACAUGGACUUUCUUUACUACCUACCUUUGGAACCAAAGGCUCUCCUCUUGAACAAUACGCACUAUUGAACAACGCUGCUUGUUCUCAGAACAGGGGUGGCAGACAUCCUACACUAUACAAAGAUGGGACCUUACACCCCUGAAAGAUAGCAAAGCCUAAUGCCAAACCAGCACCCGCUGCAGAUGCACAGAAGACCACCCCCUCCCUCCCUCCCGGUCAACCCUGAUCAGCCAGGAGCACAGCAUAUGGGAGACUUAUGCUUAAAUUCUUGACCUGCCUUUUGAAGUUCCUAUUAUUUUUAGGCAGAUCACCAAAAUGCACUGCUAAAGAGGUACUUGCAUUUCGUACCUUCAAAGAACAGGAAAUAGAUUUUCCUCCUCAUAGAGCAAAGAGGAACUAUUUUGAAGUUCUCCCCACCACACCUCCUCCCCCCAGCUCUGGGUGGAAUAAAGUGCUUUAAUGCUUCAGUGCUUUAGAGCUGUAAAUAUUGACCAGGAUUAGUUCUUAAACAGAAAUGUUACUGUGCCACUUAGUUUCCUCUUAAUGGCUCUAUUACUUUUGAGAGAUAUUCUGCAACUUUUUAAUGAUAAAAAACCUCACAGCUUGUGGACCUGAGAUGCAGUUUUACCUUUGUGGUAACGCAGUCAUUUUACUGUGCUAUUUUGCAUACUGUAACUAAGCAGCAAAUGGGAUAAGCAUGCUAAACACUUGCUGAAGAGGAAGAAAAAUUUUCCUGUUCAAUUGUGAAUGAAAUUAUGUCUUAAAAUGUUAUAGAUCUAACAAAAAGUUUUUUUCCCUCCCCCCACUAAAAUUGGAUUUGAAUAAUGUACACUUAAAAAA